AUGGGCUGCUCCAGCUGGCGGCUGCUGUGGCUUGGAUGGCUUCCAGCUGCAAGCCCCCAAGAAGCCAAUGUCAACGCCCCACCUAGUGGCUUAGCGCCAGCUUCUCCCCUAAUUACCCCAAGGCCGGCCGGGGGAGGGGCGCCCCGCGCGGAGGCGGCCGCGCUGCCAGCGGAGCGCCCGGGCCUCGCGGAGGGCACAGCGCCGCCCGCCCGCAGGGGAGCCGAGAGCCGCUCGGCAGCCUCGGGGAGUCAGGGCGGCGGAGGGGCCACGGCGUCUCGGGGCGGCGGCGCCGGGAGCGGCCGCAGCGGUCCGCGUGGGCUCCCACCUCCCGCCGUGGGCUCUGCGUACGGGCCUCGGGGUCCCCCGUCCCUCAGGCCGCGGCCUGUGCCGUCCUCGCCCGACGGCAGGCGCGAGCUCCUGGACGCGCCGCUGGCCCCGGGCUGCGCGCCCGCGAGCUGCAGCCACUGCUGGCGGCGGCCGGAGGCGGCGGGUGAGGGCGCGGGGCCGCGGGGCCGCGGGGCCAGGCGCGCGCGCUCCCAGCCACGCGGCCGGCCGGCCCGCUGUCGCCCCGAGGUGGAGCGGGCGGCUGGACGUCGCGGGCCCAGGCCGGCGGCUCGGGGGCGGCGGCGGCUGCCGGGCCAAACCUUCUAUCACUUUCAAUUUCCAGGUGGCGAUGUCUCAGAGAAUGAAUGGGUUGAUGGGGAAGAUGGGAUAUCCUUCAUACACCCCAGCAGUGAACCCUACCUGCAGCCUCUGGCAGUCAUCGAGAGCCAUGGAGAAGUGGAGAUCCAACUGCACCUCAGCUAUAGGCUGCUCAGUCAUUGCCUUUUAAAAGACUGCCAGAGGCAGGCAGAGCUGGGGUUAGUCAAAUGCCUAUGCCCAGAGGGCAUGGAGCUAGCUGCAGAUAACAUCACUUGCGUGGCCCUGCCCACCCAACCAGGCCUUUUGGUUCUGUUGGUGACUGUCAUUGUGACCUCUACACUGAGCCUCCUUAUGGUGUGUGGGGUACUGAUUCUGGUCAACCAUAAGCGGCAGGGCCUGUGGGGGAUGAGGCUGCCAGGUCCUGAGCUGAGACAUCUUCAAACCUCCACCAAGACAGUUCUCAGCCCCUACUACUGCCAGCUGGGGUUUGGCUUGGCCCAGACCUGGCCUCUGCCUCCAAGGCUUACAGAGGUUUCCCCAGCCAAUGUCACUCUGUUCAGAGCCCUGGGCCACGGUGGCUUUGGAGAAGUCUAUGAGGGACUGGUAACUGGCUUUCCCUGGGACCCCAGCCCCUUGCUGGUGACUGUCAAGACCCUGCCAGAACUCUGCUCUCAGCAGAAUGAACUGGAUUUCCUCAUGGAGGCCCUCAUCAUCAGCGGCACCCGGCAUCUGAACAUUGUGUGCUGUGUGGGGCUGAGCCUCAGGACUCUCCUUCGCCUAAUUCUGCUCCAGUAUGGAGGGGACAUGAAGAGUUUCUUGAACAGCCAGCCACACUUGCCAUCACCUCUGGCCAUCUGGGACCUGUUCCAACUGGCCCAAGACAUAGCCCAGAGUUGCCACUACCUGGAGGAAAAUCACUUCAUCCAAAGAGACAUUGCUGCCAGGAACUGCCUGCUGAGCUGUACUGGGCCCAGCUGAGUGGCCAAGACUGGCGACUUUGGGAUGGCAAGAGAUAUCUACAGGUGUGGCGUCUAGGGAGCUGGGGAAGGCCACCUCUCCAAGGGAAUACCUCCAGAGGCCUUUCUGGAGGGUAUCUUCACAUCCAAGACAGACUCCUGGUCUUUUGGGGUGCUGCUCUGGGAGAUCUCAUUAGGCUACAUGCCCUACCCUGGGUGGACCAAUCAGGACAUGCUGUACUUCAUCGUUGGAGGGAAACGCAUGGGCCCUCCCAGGGGCUGUCCAGGACUUGUGUACCAUACCGUGAUGUAGUGUUGGCAGCACCAGCUUGAACUCUGCCCCAGUUUUGCUGGCAUCUUGGAGCAUCUUCAAAAUUGCAUUCAGGACCCUGAUGUGCUGAACUCAGCCCUGCCCAUGGAUCUGGGCCCACUGGAGCAGGAAGGGACUUCUGGGCUGAGGAGCAGGUCUUUGGAGGGCCUAAGAUCCCGACAGGCCCAGGAACUGAAUCUGGAGAGCUUAAAGAGCUGGGGCAGGAGCCUUCUUUGCACUGGACUCAAGACCCUCAAAUCCAAAUUCCAACCUCAGGGGAAAUUCCAAAGGAAUCUGCCCUAUGGCUCUUGA
This is a messenger RNA of Nyctereutes procyonoides (raccoon dog), 2220 nucleotides long. It is a transcript of the gene LTK, whose product is annotated as leukocyte receptor tyrosine kinase. The record is from RefSeq and is a predicted model, not a curated record. NCBI's taxonomy places the organism in Eukaryota, Metazoa, Chordata, Mammalia, Carnivora, Canidae. Gene Ontology annotation, biological process: positive regulation of kinase activity; regulation of neuron differentiation; regulation of cell population proliferation. Gene Ontology annotation, molecular function: ATP binding; transmembrane receptor protein tyrosine kinase activity. Gene Ontology annotation, cellular component: signaling receptor complex.